UGCUUUUGCUCUUCUAUCUUCUUUGUGAUUUUUUUUUACCACCCCUCAGUAGCUUACUGUUUUUCAAAAACCGAGAGGAAUGUAAUUCAGUUGCUGAUAGUACAUAGCUGCGUUGGAAACUUAGGUUGUGAAAAUUAGCCAGGGUUCAUUUGGGACAGUUUUUUUCCUAUUUGUUAAAGUGACUUUUUAGUUAAAAAAAUAAAUUUUUUUAACUAGAAAGCUAUUUUAAGAAGUUGUAAGAUAGCCGUGGCAAACGAAGCCUUGGUAUGUGCGGUUUCCGGAGAGUUUGUGGAAUCGGGGUAAGCGUGAGGUUGCAGUUCUAGUUUAGCGCAGAUUAAUCCAUCGAAUGAGAUUUGGUGAGGGCGUGGGCAAAGGCUUCGGGAAGCGCUGAUGAUUAACACGGGUAGCGAUCUGGCUUAACAAACAUACGUGGUUGUUUCGUAAUCAGUAAGGUUGGCUUGUUUGUGAUGGGUCUCGUGGAGAAGGCUUCACACGAAUAUGGUGGCUUCAUGCGCGGAUGGUGUAGAUGGUUUCAAAUGGUGAUGUGGAUCUCAAACGGGCAUCAAAGCGACCUGACUUGAAGGCGAUAUCCAAGACUUUUUUUCUUGACUUUGGUGCUAGAAUUUUGGGAUGAAGUCAAAUGGUUCUAUACUCUACCCCGAAAAAAGGAUUGGUCAUCUUCCCGGUAUUGGUGUUGGAGAUCAAUUUUUUUCACGGGCGGAAAUGGUUGUUCUAGGCAUACAUAGUCAUUGGCUUAAUGGUAUUGAUUACAUGGGUGAGAAAUAUGCAAAAUUGCUACAAAGCCUCAGUUACACCUUUCCAGUUGCAGUCUGCGUUGUGUUGUCUGGCAUUUAUGAAGAUGAUUUGGACAAUUCAGAAGAUGUCAUUUAUACUGGGCAGGGGGGUAAUGAUUUAUUGGGUCGGAGACAUCAGAUUCAGGAUCAGAAGAUGGAACGUGGCAACUUGGCUUUAAAGAAUAGUAUGAUAUGUACUGUUCCUGUAAGAGUUAUUCGUGGGCAUGAAUCGACUAACAGUUACUGUGGGAAAGUUUAUACCUAUGAUGGGUUAUACAAGGUUGUAAAAUAUUGGGCAGAAAAAGGUGUUUCUGGGUUCACAGUUUUUAAGUACCGUCUGUGUCGGCUUGAAGGGCAACCGACUCUUACUACUAAUCAGGUUUACUUCUCCCGCGCACAAGUUCCUUCGUCAAUUUCAGAACUACGGGGAUUGGUAUGUGACGAUAUUAGUGCAGGGCAAGAGAAUUUUCCCAUCCCAGCCACUAAUGUAGUAGAUGGUCCUCCUUUUGGCCCUUCUGGUUUUGUGUAUAGCAAGUCAACCAAACUUGCAAAAAAUUUGAAACUUCCAUCAGUUGCUUGUGGUUGCAAGUGUAAAGGAGAAUGUGUUGAUCCAAGAAGUUGUUCUUGUGCAAGACUUAACGGAAAUGACUUUCCAUAUGUCCGCAAGGAUGGGGGCCGAUUGGUUGAAGCAAAAGCUGUUGUCUUUGAAUGUGGUCCUCAUUGUGAAUGCCGAUCUACCUGUGUAAAUAGGACUUCUCAAAAUGGUCUCAGAUAUCGGCUCGAGGUUUAUCGUACCACAAAAAAGGGUUGGGCUGUAAGAUCCUGGGAUACAAUACCCUCUGGUGCACCAGUAUGUGAAUACACAGGAAUCUUGACGAAAACAGAGGAUAUUGAUUCUGUUGUCGAGAAUAACUAUAUCUUUGAUAUUGAUUGUUUGCAGACAAUUAAAGGCCUUGAUGGAAGAGAGAGGCGUCCGGGUGAUUUAUCUUCUCUUAUUGAUUUGGAUGAGAAGAAAUCUGAAGCACCAGAGUAUUGCAUUGAUGCGGGCUCUAUUGGCAGUGUUGCACGCUUUAUUAAUCAUAGCUGUUCUCCAAAUCUUUUUGUUCAAUGUGUGUUGAGCCAACAUCAGGACAUUAAAAUGGCAAAGAUAAUGUUGUUUGCUGCUGAUAAUAUACCUCCACUGCAGGAACUCACAUACGACUAUGGAUACGUGCUUGAUAGCGUAGUUGGAGUUGAUGGAACUCUGAAGAAGUUGCGUUGUUUUUGUGGUUCUUCUGACUGCCGAAAAUGGCUGCAUUAAUCAUUUUCCUGCUUCAUGUUUUUGCAUUGGAAUGGUGGUUGCAAUUUUGUGUUGGUUGCUUAUAUAUUUUGCCAUUUUCAUUACAGAGGAAUAGGCAGCAAACCACCUGAGGCAAAGUAUUUUGUACUCUCUAUCUGAACCAUUUGUGAACAUCAACUCUAUUAGAAGGUUAAGUAUAUGCCAAAGUUUUGUCA
Dendrobium catenatum is the source of this 2288-nucleotide messenger RNA. RefSeq names its product histone-lysine N-methyltransferase, H3 lysine-9 specific SUVH4. The record is from RefSeq and is a predicted model, not a curated record. Gene Ontology annotation, cellular component: nucleus. Lineage: Eukaryota; Viridiplantae; Streptophyta; Magnoliopsida; Asparagales; Orchidaceae. Bases 631 to 2094 code for a protein of 487 amino acids. Gene Ontology annotation, molecular function: histone methyltransferase activity; zinc ion binding; protein binding. The transcript is spliced from 15 exons.